GGAUUACGCCGGGUCAUAUGAGAAUUUGCCGGUGGCGCGACGACGGGAAAAUCUCACGCGAUGUCUGUUUCCAAACUUUUUAAUUGAUAAAAGUGAAAGUGAAUUUCCCUCCAGACUCUCACGUCGUAUUUUGAUGGCGUGGAAUUUGUAAUUUAAGUAAACAGUCGCUUACGGUUAUUCGACUACACAAAACGCUGCUUUACCAUGAAGUUACUAGAAGAUUAUUGGAAGAUAUAAAUAUAGAGCUGGUUGAAACAGUUUUUGAAUCCAUAUGUCGAUUGAGGCGUAACAGUCAACCAUGAUGAAUAGUACAACGGGCAACGUAACCGACAUCGACGAAGUCACUUAUCCAUUAGUGGUUCAAAUAAUUCAAACUAUCUUAUUCACAGUCGUUUGCAUAGUAGGUCUAGUCGGUAACACGUUAGUCAUCUACGUGGUUAUCAGAUUUUCGAAAAUGCAAACCGUCACCAACAUGUACAUCGUCAAUUUGGCAAUAGCAGAUGAAUGUUUCCUGAUUGGUAUACCUUUCUUGAUCACUACCAUAUUGAACAGGCAUUGGAUAUUUGGUUACUUCGCCUGCAAGGCUUACAUGCUUUCGACUGGUAUAAACCAGUUCACCAGCUCCAUUUUAUUAUGCGUCAUGAGUGCUGAUAGAUACAUCGCUGUUUGUCAUCCUAUAUCAUCGCCGAAAUGGAGAACGCCUUUUAUAUCUAAGAUAGUAUCUCUGUUCGCUUGGACGUUCAGCAUUCUCCUGAUGAUACCCAUAAUACAACAUUCUCAAGAGAUCAAUAACGAAGAUGGAAAAACUUCUUGCGUUAUAGAAUGGAGCACUUUCGAAAGCAGUUACAGCAAUUAUACAAACGCGACUGACGAUUUUGAUAAUAGCAGACCUGCUCAGAUAUUUACUUGGUACACUUUCAUAUUCGGUUUCGCUAUACCUUUAUGUUUAAUCAUAUAUUUUUAUUGGUUAGUUAUUUUGAAACUUAAGAAUGUCGGACCGAAAAAUAAAUCUAAAGAGAAGAAAAGAUCGCACAGGAAGGUCACCAAUUUGGUGUUGAUUGUCGUCACUGUUUACAUUAUAUGUUGGUUGCCUUAUUGGGUGACGCAGCUUGCCAUCAGUGAUGACGUUAAUGACACAUUUUAUAUCACACUUCAUCUCCUCGCAUCAUGUAUGAGUUAUUCGAACUCCGCCGUUAACCCGAUUCUGUACGCCUUUUUGAGCGACAACUUCAAGAAAAGUUUCGUGAAAGCGUGCACUUGUGCGGCCAACAAAGAGGUCAAUGCUACGCUUCAACUCGAAAACAGCGUCUUUCCAAAAAAGUCUAAACAUGUUACUGAAAGGUUAAAACCGAGUAGAACAAGAGGAACCUCAUUGUGCGCGAACAACGAAGACGAAGGUGACAUUGGUCCUCUGGUAAGCAAAGUCGACGCUUCCGCGUCUGCAGUGACAGUCAACAGUCGAAAUACAAAUUUAGAAGACAGCUUAGACAACGUUUCGAAAAAUACGGUCGUCAAAAAUGGAGGAGCUAAUACAAUUCAACCCGCUAACCUAUAAGCAACAAUGUAAAUGUAAUCAUAAAUUUAGACCUUGAAUUACGAGAAUAUUUCCAUAAUUCUGUAAAAUGUACGUUAAAAUAUUCAUAGAAUAACGUUUUUCUAAGCUUUUCAAGCGUCUUAGUCCAUCGUUUCUUUGCAAAAAGAUUCAUACUUUACUUUACUUUCCGUUUGCCCCAUGUAUGUAAUAAUCUUAUACGGACAGUUGGUAUGGGAUAAAAGUCUAUACUGCGCAUGCUUCAUGCGCGCAAAGGACAAACAAAACGUAACAAAUUCCACAUCCUAUUUAUAAAAUUGACGUUGAUGCCGUUAACCUAAAAAUUUAAUUAUUUUUCUUAUUUUCGAGAUGUUUGUGGGCUUUUGUUUGUUAUCCGGUAUUUAUGGAAAACAUGCAAAGCCAAAAGACCACCAUAAACAAACAAACAAAAAGAAAAAUAAACCCCAACAUCACGCACUAACGUCAUACGUCAAAAUCACGUGACAAACGCAAAGAUAAAAUUCGUUUAUGUUGAAAGUCACCAACAUUUCAAUUUUGUAACAGCAAAACUGCGAACGGAAAGUCAAGUUUAUGUAUUGGCGUUAAAUGUUGUCCUGGAAAAUGAGAUUCAUUACAAAGUCCAAUCCUUGUAGAAGUAGUCCUAGUAUAUACCCUAUUUUCCACUACAAUAAACAACAAUCCACAAUACGAUUCUCAUAUAUAAAGAAUCUAUCUUGUUUGAAUUAGAACAAACUUAAGCAGGGUAAAUGUUGCUGUUUUCUACUAAGCUUGUAAAUAUUACUAUAAAUAAAUAUUUGAACAUAUGAAAAUUUGGUAAAAAUACCACCUAACAUAUUCUUAAGAAUCUUCGAUUACUUCAAAUUCAAGAUAGUUUAUUAGUAGAAGUUUCGAACAAUAAUGUCAUAAUAUAUUGUACACUUUUUACUAUUUUGAUUUUAAUUUGAAAGUUGUAUAUUGAAAAUACUAAUUAGAGGUUAUAAAACCAAAUGAACUAAAUCCAUCCAAUAAACCGAGUGACCUGAACAACAAUCGAUAAGUGAUCGAAGCAUGAUCGCGCCUCUUUUCAUCUAUUGGGUAAAAUAAACAGGCCUCCUUACGCUAGCCAAUCAGAUUUAACUACAAUCGGCCGACAGGCUACAGAGUCGGAAUCAGAUACGGAUACGACUGAAGAAAUUACUAAUUUUUGUUUUGUCACAAUCAACCAAAACAAAAACCAAAAAUACUGGUUUUUAAUAUUAAUGGUAAAAAUAUAAUUUUGAACAUUUACAAAAGUUGAAGGAAAGAAGGGUACAUUGCCAAAGUAGCUCAUUCAAUGGCCUCGCCACUGAAUUGAAAAUCCUUACAGGUAAAAAUCUCUUUAUUAUAUAUAAUGCAAUUUCCUUCCACCCUUUAGAGUGUACGGCUACAAAAAACUUAAUUGUAUACAAUUUUCAUCCAUUUCUUCUUAUUCAUAGCAACCUUCUUUGCUCCGCUCCAUGUCAGUUUUUUCUCCUCCAAAAUUUUUCUUAUCGUGUCAUCCCAUGUUCCCUCUAUUUCUUUUUUGCUAUCUUCUGGCUUGUCAAAUUUUUUUCUUGACUUUAAUUUUAUCAUUCUUUGGAUUCUCCAGCUCAAUGGAUUCGGUGACUGGUUUUACUUGCAGCUCUUUUCUAAUACUAUAUUCUUCCAUAUCACUCCCCAUUUUUUGUAAUUCGUUUUACUUCUUUUUCAUUAGUUAAUUUUCCUUGAGUAGAUUUUCCUUACCUAGUUUUAUAUUAUAUUAUUUAAUAAAUUCUCAGUCGUCGCUUAGUGCGACUCUGUACACAAGCAGCCACGUGAACUAUGCAUGAUAAUAUUUUCGAGUACUACGUUUCUUGGAUGGGCAAAGUAUAUAUGUCACUAUUUAAACCGUAAAUUAAACAACUCAUCAUUUUUUAUUAAAUUAACAAUGCUCCUCAAAUAUAUAUUAGAAAAUAUUUUUCAUUAUGAUAAUACACAUCUUUCUACGCCCAUCUCUAUAAGUGAAAA
This is a messenger RNA of Diorhabda sublineata, 3556 nucleotides long. Its product is annotated as somatostatin receptor type 2-like. NCBI's taxonomy places the organism in Eukaryota, Metazoa, Arthropoda, Insecta, Coleoptera, Chrysomelidae. The record is from RefSeq and is a predicted model, not a curated record. Gene Ontology annotation, cellular component: membrane; neuron projection. Gene Ontology annotation, biological process: G protein-coupled receptor signaling pathway. The transcript has 6 exons. The coding region runs from base 299 to 1555 and encodes 418 amino acids. Gene Ontology annotation, molecular function: somatostatin receptor activity; peptide binding.